UAACUCCCAGUAACAGCAUCACUGGGCACCAGUAUCCCCCAGUUACAGCAUCUCCUGGAACCAGUAUCCCCCAGUUACAGCAUCACCACAUCCCACAUCACCAUGUACCAGUAACUCCCAGUUACAGCAUCACCGGGCACCAGUAUCCCCCAGUUACAGCAUCACCCCAUACUGGGAUCCACCAGUAACAGCAUCACCACAUCCCAGUAACUCCCAGUAACAGCAUCACUGGGCACCAGUAACUCCCAGUUACAGCAUCACUGGGCACCA
This is a messenger RNA of Neopelma chrysocephalum (saffron-crested tyrant-manakin), 270 nucleotides long. Its product is annotated as velvet complex subunit B-like. The annotation marks the transcript as partial. The transcript has 2 exons. The record is from RefSeq and is a predicted model, not a curated record. NCBI's taxonomy places the organism in Eukaryota, Metazoa, Chordata, Aves, Passeriformes, Pipridae.